Musca domestica (house fly) is the source of this 498-nucleotide messenger RNA. RefSeq lists its product as uncharacterized. Lineage: Eukaryota; Metazoa; Arthropoda; Insecta; Diptera; Muscidae. The annotation marks the transcript as partial. The transcript is spliced from 3 exons. The record is from RefSeq and is a predicted model, not a curated record.
UUUGUAACAAUACUUUCCGUAUUUUCGUCUCGAAAUUUUAAAUUUACCAAUUUAAAGUGUCAACAUCAUGAUCCGGCAUUUGCAAGUUUCGAAGUUUGCCGAUUGAGUGUUAAAAAACGUGGCAUCGUUUCGUUGGACAUCACUUGUGGAAUAUAUAAACCUCCAGUGACGAAUGUAUCGCUAAACAUUGCGGUUUACAAACGUGCGAAUGGCUAUCGACCCUUUCUGUACAAUGUAACUCAAGAUAUUUGCCAAUACUUUCAACACCCCUAUCGUUAUCCGGUCCUGAGGGUAUUAUUAUCGACUUUUGUUAAAAACUCCAAUAUAAAUCACACCUGCCCAUAUAAUCAUGACAUUAUUGUCAAGGAUUUGGUAUUCGAUGAACAAAUGUUCAAUCUUCUACCCCUGCCCGAUGGUGACUACAUGUUUAAAUUGAUUGUCUUUGCCUACAAUGAUCGGAAAGCUACCGUCAACGUCAUGUUCACAAUAUCCCAAUAA